Messenger RNA from Jaculus jaculus (lesser Egyptian jerboa), 3921 nucleotides. RefSeq names its product fucose-1-phosphate guanylyltransferase (gene Fpgt). Gene Ontology annotation, molecular function: transferase activity, transferring phosphorus-containing groups. Bases 1 to 1812 code for a protein of 603 amino acids. NCBI's taxonomy places the organism in Eukaryota, Metazoa, Chordata, Mammalia, Rodentia, Dipodidae. The transcript is spliced from 4 exons. The record is from RefSeq and is a predicted model, not a curated record.
AUGCGUGCGAGCGGACGUGGCGCCAUGGCGGCCGCGCGCGUCCGUCUGAGAGAAGCCACCCAGCGAAAACUGAGGAGGUUCUCGGAGCUGAGAGGAAAACCUGUGGCAGCUGGGGAAUUCUGGGAUGUAGUUGCUAUUACAGCAGCUGAUGACAAGCAGGAACUUGCUUAUAAGCAACAAUUGACUGAAAAGCUGAGAAGGAAGGAGUUACCACUUGGCGUUCAAUAUCAUGUUUUUGUUGAUCCUGCUGGAACGAAAAUUGGAAAUGGAGGGUCAACACUUUGUGCUCUUCAGUGUUUGGAAAGUCUAUAUGGAGAUAAAUGGAAUUCUUUCACUGUUCUGUUAAUUCACUCUGGUGGCUACAGUCAGCGCCUUCCCAAUGCAAGUGUCCUGGGAAAAAUCUUCAUGGCUGUGCCCCUCGGCAACCCCAUCUAUCAGAUGCUGGAGUUAAAGCUGGCCAUGUACAUUGACUUCCCCGCACGCAUGAGUCCUGGGGUUUUGGUUACCUGUGCUGAUGAUAUUGAACUUUACAGCAUUGGGAAGUUUGAUUGUAUUAGUUUCAACAAGCCUGGCUUUACUGCUCUAGCCCAUCCUUCCAGUGUGGCUGUAGGUACCACACAUGGAGUAUUUGUCCUGGAUUCUUCUAAUCCUGUGGAACACAGAGACCUUGAAUAUAGGCUCUGCCAUCGCUUCCUUCAUAAGCCAAGUGUAGAAGACAUGCAGCACUUUCAUGCUGUGUGCAGACCUGGAAAUGUGCCUCAGCAGGACCUGGCUGGGGAGGGCACUGCCUGUCUUCAGUUGGAUUCUGAAUAUGUCUACACAGAUAGCCUAUUUUACAUGGAUCAUAAAUCUGCAAAAAAGUUACUUGAUUUCUAUGAAGACAUAGGUACCUUGAACUGUGAAAUUGAUGCCUAUGGCGACUUUCUACAGGCAUUGGGACCUGGGGCAACUGUGGAAUACACCAGAAACACAUCAAAUGUCACAAAAGAAGAAUCACCAUUAGUAGAUAUGAGGCAGAGAAUAUUUCAUCUUCUUAAAGGAACGCCACUGAAUGUCAUUGUUCUUAACAACUCCAAGUUUUAUCAUCUGGGAACAAUAGAAGAGUAUCUGUUUCAUUUUACUUCAGGUAGUAGUUUGGGGACAGAGCUUGGCUUACAGCCCAUAGCAUUCAGUGUCCUUCCUGAUAACACAGUGUGCUCUGGUAGAAUGUCCUGCAUCAUUCACAGCAUACUUGACUCAAGAUGUUCCGUGGCACCUGGCUCAGUGGUCGAGUAUUCCAGAUUGGGAGCCGAUGUGUCCAUUGGGGAAAACAGCAUUGUCAGCAGCUCACACUUCACACCGCACACUGCCCUUCCUGCAAAUUCUUUUGUGUGUUCUUUAAGCUUAAAGAUAAACGGACAUUCACAGUAUUCAACUGUGGUAUUUGGCAUGCAAGACAACUUGAAAAACACUGUAAAAACUUUAUCAGAUAUGAAGGAACUUCAGUUCUUUGGAGUCUGUUUUCCAACCUGCUUAGCUAGGUGGAAUCUUAAAGUUACAGAGGAACUUUUCUCCGGGAGUAAGGUGCAUCUGAGUCUGUGGAAUGCUCGCAUUUUCCCAGUGUGUUCUUCGAGGACAGAGUCAGUUGCAGCAUCCCUAAAGAUGUUAAAUGCUGUAAAGAAUAGUACUGUAUUCAGCCUGAAUGACUUUAAGCUGUUGUCUAUCGAGGAAAUGCUUGUCCAUAAAGACGUACAAGACAUGAUAGCAUAUAGAGAUCAGAUCUUUCUGGAAAUCAGUGUAAAUAAAAAGCAGUCGGGCACACAGAUAUCCUAAAUAUCAUAUUCUUGAACUUUCUUGGUACAGGAUGGUAAAUAUAAGCCUUCUCUGAAGGUUUCUGACUUCUGUUUUGAUUUUUUUCUGUAAAGCAAAAUCCUGAAAUUGUAUAAGCAUAGCUGGUGUAACAUAGUAACGGCACCCAAGCACUUAGACUUUAUUUUUGAUGGAAGACUAUCCACACUGAGGAAAGGGAUAUUUUAAUACAUGUCUUUCAUUGUUUGAGUUUUUAAUAAGAUCAGAUUUCUGGGGUACUGUAUUGCUUACAUAGUAAAUACUAAUGAUAGUUUUAAAAGAUGUUUUCUAAACAUACCUUUAGAAUUGUCCUUUUGGACUUGGAGCUAAUAAAAUUCUAAGGGUUAUCAGCUAUUGUGUUGGUUUCCUAUCUUGCCCUUGUGACAAAAUACCUGGCAGGAUCACCUUAAAGAAGAAAAGUUUUGCUGUGGCUCUCAAUUUAGAGAGAUUUCAGUCCAUCAUGGUAGGGAAGCCAUAGUGGCUGGGGUGCUUGCUCCCUUGGUGGUGGCAAGACUGAAAUGGGUCAUCAGUAGAGCAAGCAACAACUAGGAGUGCACUAAAUCUUCAAGGCCCCUCGCUAUUAAUCUACUUCCAACAGCUAGGCCCCUAAUUGUCUGAGUUGUAGGGAUAAAAAAAAAAAAAAAAUUGGUCAUAAUUCCAGGUUCUCUAUACCUGUUUUGGUACAAGCACAUUUGGGAAAUGUUUUCAUAUCAAAGUCUAUUAAUUAGUGAUAAGAUUUUUUUUUCAGACAUGGGUGUCUUACAUUGCUGUGAAUAAUUGGUAGUAUUAUUUAUGUACAUUGCCAGACAAGCUAGAAGUAAAUUAUCUGAAACCCUUGAUUUUUAUCUCUUUUUCAAAAUUCUUUUUAAGGAGAAAGUAAACUAUAUGGUAGUUGUUGCUUAAUAAUUAUUGGUUUUGCUUACAGAGCUCUCAAAAGAUGUUUUGUGAUAUUCACUAAAUGAGAUUGAAAAGUUACUCGAUCUAAAAUGAUGUCAAUUAUCAGAAUGUUUCAUGUUUUAAGGGAACAACAUUAUCAAUAAAGUAUGACACUGCUACCUUGGUUAUUGGAAUUUUCAUUCUUACUGUAGAUCAUUUCAGGUACAUUAAGACGUAGCUUGGGUUGAGAUGGCCCAGUGGUUAAGAGCACUUGUGCAACCAUAAGGGUCUGAGACCACUGGAGUUCAAUAUCCUAGCAGCAAUGUAACUAGCUGUAUGUGGCCACGCACUUCUAUAACCUCAGGCUUUUCAGAGUACAGGCAGGAGAACCGCUGUGGCUCGCUGAGUGACUGAACAGCCAGCCAUAUAGGCAGCUGUGGAUGGAGUGAAAGAAAUAGGGGGCUGAGCAAAAAGAAGAGGACACCCAGUGUUCUCUAGCCUCCACACAUACGCACAUGAGGCUACACUACAUACACGUCACACCCAGUGUUCUCUAGCCUCCACACAUACACACUACAUCCACGUCACAUGCCACAUACACUCAGCAUAGGCUCACACAUACCAAGCAAAUGGGUUUCAUUGUUUGUAUACACAUAAAGUUUUUAAAAAUUAAAUAAUAGAGGUACCAUGAAGAGAAGGAUCAUGCCAGGGUCUCUUGCCACUACAAGUGAAUUCAGAUGCAUGUGCCACAUUUGUGCAUCAGGCUUUAUGUGGGUAUUGGGGAAUGGAACCUAGUUUUGCAAGCAACCACCUUGAACCAACAAGCUAUCUCUUCAGCCCCAGAAGCUACAUUUCUAUGAAUUUCCUACGCCCUUUGGGGUUCCCACCAAGCUGCCAAAUCCAGGCACAUGCUCUGCAAGUUCUGAUGCUAACUCUUGCUUACAAAGGUUAUUUCAUUUUUGUCUGUCUCAUGUCUCUAGGACAUUUCUGAGAAAUUGAUGUCAUAUUCAAACAUCUGUGAAAAUACUUGAUCAACUAAGUCUUUUGUCUCAGUUAUAGUACUUUUGGUGUAUUGCUGUCCCUCUUUUAUGUUGUUUUUACCAAGAAGAAAAUGAAUAGUAUAUAUGAUACCUACUGUUUAACAUGUAUUGAUUGACUUGCUGAUUUUCAAAGAAUGUUAUGUGUUUAUCAUUCAUUAAAUGUUCAAUAUUUUGUGGA